AGGUGAGCAGAGCUCAGGUAAUCUGCGUCUCGAACACACUCUGAGCUUAAACACACACACACACACACACACUCUCUCUCGCUCACCACUGUGGAACGGAAUAUACUGCACACACUUGGGACUCGGACACCUCAAACCUGCAUCACACACCAAGCAGGAGCGUGAUGGCCACCAGUGAGCUAAGCCACAUCCUGAAUAACGCUAAUGCUAACCUGUACCCCAGUGAGGCGAGUUUGCCCAGCGCCAGCUUUCCUACGAUGCACCGCAACACACCGUUUAACGACACACACUACUGCAACAACAACAGUAUACACAACACUGUCGGUCCGUGGCAGCAGGUGAACCCUCAGUUCUGGAGCAGGCGUAACGUUCUGGACUGGAUCGACUUCUACGUAGAGGAGAGUAAAUACGAUGCCACGCUGCUGAACAUGGACUGCUGUAACAUGGACGGCUCAGUGCUCUGCUCGCUCAGCAGGGACGCCAUGAUGACCGCCUUCGGGCCGCAGCUCGGGGAGACGCUGUACCAGAGCCUGGAGAACCUCAAACACAAACACGUUGAUGACAUCACUCAGAACUGCAUGCUGAAUGAGACGUACGAGCUGCUGAGCAACUUCCUGUUGGACCUCCCCCAAACACAGUUCAACAACGGCCCAACACUCGACAGCGUGAUCGUCCAGAGCAUUCCUACAAGUAACAAAGACAGUGACUUCAGCUACUACAACGAGUAUAAAACACAGCUAACACCAGGGAGUGACAACGGCUACGAGUCGUAUUCAGAGAGUCUCCAGAGCUCCAUCACAGGAAGUUUCUUGAACCCAAGCUCUCCAGAAUCUGCCGGAAGUGAUUCAGAUCAAGAAUACACAGAGACACACUACUACUCACCAAAGAGCUUCAUCAAGCAGGAGCCUGUGGAGAAAAAGAGGAGAGGUCGACCUCCUAAACUGGCCCGCGGCUCCGAGCUCUUUGCGGAGAACAAAAAGAACAAGCAUGCCCCUCGCGGUACACACCUGUGGGAGUUCAUCCGCGACAUCCUCAUCCACCCGGAGAAGAACCAGGGCCUGAUGAAGUGGGAGGACCGCAGAGACGGCGUCUUCAAGUUCCUGAAGUCCGAGGCCGUGGCCCAGCUGUGGGGGCAGAAGAAGAAAAACAGCAGCAUGACUUACGAGAAACUGAGCCGAGCUAUGAGGUAUUACUACAAGAGAGAAAUCCUGGAGCGGGUGGACGGCCGGAGGCUCGUGUACAAGUUCGGGAAGAACUCCAGCGGCUGGAAGCUGGAGGAGUUGGGAAUGUGAUGGGAACGUGGAAAGACGUCAUGAAGGACUUUAGUGUAGAGGCGCGUGGUUAGCGUUAGCGUUAGCGUUAGCAUUAGCGUGAAGGCUGUUUUUUAGCUGAACUCCCAGCUCUGAGGGAGGAGCGUAACAGAGACGCUGUAAGCCUGUACUGGCUAAAGUAGGUUUUAUGAACCGAUAAUAACGUGGUGUUGUCAUUCAUGUUUAUCUUUAAAUAUUUUUCACUUUUAUUUUUUUUUCAACCCCAGCCUGUGUACUCAGUGCUGUUUCUAACACUCCUCCGUCCACUUCCCCUCUUCAUUUCCACACAAUAUCCAGAGGACUUUAAGUGCAGCUGAGCUUUCCUUUAUAAUCCUUCUGAAAACACAGAACAUUACAAAACAUCUGUUUCACUUCCAGCUUAGGAGUUUUUGCUUACUCUAUUAAACACCAGCAGAACCCAGCAGCUUUCUGUCCCGAGUAGAUGAUGGAGAUCAGGAACCACCAGGAACCUUGAGUUCCUUCACACUACAGUUCACCAGGAACUCAUGACAUCCCCUUCAGAGCCAUGUAAACCCUCUGAUUAUUGUAAAAUCUGGGUUCUCAGGAAGCUGGGAGAGUGUGUGAUUUAGGAACCGCACUGAGACACAGGAAGAGGAAACUUACAUUGUUAAAAUAAACGUUUUCAGGUUUUUGUGCCUGCUGGAAAAUAAGUGUCAAAGGUUAAUGUACAGUUUUUACAUGUUGAACUAAAUGUUUUUCUUGUUGUUUAAAUGUAGAACAAACCGAAGAGAUUAUAAUGGUAAUGAAUCAUUUUACUUUUACAUGAAGUUCCUGCAGAACGUCGUCACAUCACACUGCUUAUUAUUGUGUUUAUUCUCUUUUAUCCGGCUCCAUAACAAAUCAGGUGACAAUCAGGAUGUGUGUGUGUGUGUGUGUGUGUGCGUGUUCAGGGUAAGGGGUUUGUUCUGUUCAGAUGGUGUGUGUUGUAAUCACACACGCUGUCUCCUGUAUGAGACGUAUUUCUCAGAUUUAUAUCACAGAACCGAUAUUCACUACUGUGUAAGACAUAUUGUUCAUAUUUUAUAUACAAAUGUUUUUUAAAAAAAAUAAAGUUGAAACUUUUCUGAAA
Hemibagrus wyckioides is the source of this 2400-nucleotide messenger RNA. It is a transcript of the gene elf3, whose product is annotated as E74-like factor 3 (ets domain transcription factor, epithelial-specific). Gene Ontology annotation, cellular component: nucleus. NCBI's taxonomy places the organism in Eukaryota, Metazoa, Chordata, Actinopteri, Siluriformes, Bagridae. The transcript is spliced from 9 exons. The coding region runs from base 165 to 1292 and encodes 375 amino acids. Gene Ontology annotation, molecular function: sequence-specific DNA binding; DNA-binding transcription factor activity, RNA polymerase II-specific. Gene Ontology annotation, biological process: cell differentiation; regulation of transcription by RNA polymerase II. The record is from RefSeq and is a predicted model, not a curated record.